GCGAGACCUUGCUCGGCAGUGGGAAGUGGCCAAUGCCCGAGAAUACUUUUGUGCUGGCGCUUCUGCCUCCAGUGUCGAUACCGUCUGGAGGCAAGGAGUGAGGAGCGAGGUUGCUGUGGCUUCCAAGGACUGUUCUGGGUCUGUCCUGUGGGAUCUUCUGAAGUUCUACGAGGCUGUCGACCUCGACUCGCUCCUCGCUCGUUGUCACCAGCAUUCCUUUCCCAUGCAGAUUGCCAGGGUCUGCUACGAGGCUUACCGCUCGUGCCGCUACAUGGCCAUGAACGGCCGCGUGGAGGGCCCGCAGUUUGCGUGGCGAGGUUUGAUUGCUGGGUGUGGAUUCGCCACCACUUUCAUUCGCGUCUUCACGCUAGCUGCCUUAGACGGCCUUAGCAUCCCUAGAUCGGUCUCGUUGAGAGUUUACAUCGAUGACUACACCUUGUCGUGCACGGGGGCUCCCAAGGCCGUCGUACAGGACCUGAUCGAAGCUGCUUUCCGAUUGCAGGUGGCCAUCGAGUCCGAUCUUGGUUGCUCUAUUUCUGUUAGCAAGGCGGCUGUGGUCGCCUCAGUCCCUCUAGUGGCUAAGGAGAUCCGCCGAGGCCUUGGCGCUGUGGGCGGAGCUCCUUGCGCAUCUGUUGUCAACCUGGGCAUUGGCGACGCUGCUGGCAAGCCUCGGCGGACG
Molecule: messenger RNA, 679 nt
Organism: Prorocentrum cordatum
Lineage: Eukaryota; Dinophyceae; Prorocentrales; Prorocentraceae
Source: the annotation of a GenBank genome assembly